Molecule: messenger RNA, 4057 nt
Organism: Drosophila kikkawai
Lineage: Eukaryota; Metazoa; Arthropoda; Insecta; Diptera; Drosophilidae
Gene: Nep3
Product: Neprilysin 3
Biological process (GO): proteolysis
Cellular component (GO): plasma membrane
Molecular function (GO): metalloendopeptidase activity
Source: RefSeq, a predicted model, not a curated record
UGGUGCUGUUGCUGUCAGUUGGUCCUGGCUUAGGUUCCAGAUUCCUUCCGUUGCCAAAAGAAAAAAAACUCCUGGAAACCUAAACGCCAUGCAGAACUUUGGGCUUUAAGUGAUUUUUCCAAAUUGGAAUCAAAAGUGCAAACUUAAAUAAAUUUAGGCGAUAAAGUCAGAGUGGAAAAGCGAGUGGAGGCAGCUGGAAAAAUCGCAUUGCAUUCAUUUGGGCGCACAAAGAAAAUGAGCGCAAAGAUGACACGCUACAAACAAACCGAAUUCACGGAAGAUGAUUCGAGCUCCAUUGGCGGCAUCCAGCUCAACGAGGCAACUGGCCACACUGGCAUGCAGAUACGCUACCACACUGCGCGGGCCACAUGGAACUGGCGCUCGAGGAACAAGACGGAGAAAUGGCUGCUAAUCACCACAUUUGCCAUGGCCAUUAUGAUCUUUACCCUCUUGAUUGUCCUUUUUGCGGAUGGAGGAGCCAGCGAUGCCACCAAACAUGUCCUGCAUGUCCAGCCGCACCAAAAGGAUUGCCCCUCGGGUAACGAGCUGCCCUGCCUGAAUAAGCACUGCAUCUUUGCCUCCAGCGAGAUUCUCAAGUCCAUCGAUGUGACCGUAGAUCCCUGCGAUGAUUUCUAUGGUUACUCGUGCAAUCAGUGGAUCAAGAACAAUCCCAUACCCGAGGGCAAGUCCACCUGGGGCACCUUCGGUAAGCUGGAGCAGAUGAACCAGCUGAUCAUUCGCAAUGUGCUGGAGAAGCCGGCCAAGAGCUUCAAGUCGGAUGCCGAAAGGAAGGCCAAAGUUUACUACGAGUCCUGCCUGGAUGCCGACGAGCAUAUGGAGAAGCUGGGAGCCAAGCCCAUGAACGAUCUGUUGCUGCAGAUUGGCGGCUGGAAUGUGACCAAAAGUGGCUACAAUGUGGCCAACUGGACAAUGGCCCGUACGCUCAAGAUACUGCACAACAGGUACAACUUCAACUGCCUGUUUGGCUGGGCCAUUGGCGAGGAUGACAAGAAUUCCUCCCGCCAUGUCAUCCAGAUUGAUCAGGGUGGACUCACCCUGCCCACCGCCGACUAUUAUAAUAACAAGACGGACAAUCACCGCAAGGUGCUCAACGAGUACAUCGAGUACAUGACCAAGGUGUGCGUCCUUCUGGGUGCCAACGAGACCGAUGCCCGCGCUCAAAUGGUGGGCGUUAUCAACUUUGAGAAGAAGCUGGCCAAUAUCACCAUUCCCCUGGAGGACAGACGCAACGAGGAGGCCAUGUAUCAUCCCAUGCAACUGCGACAGCUGGCCAAGUUGGCACCAUUCCUUAACUGGACGGAUCAUUUUGAUAAUGCCAUGCAGAUGGUGGGUCGCCGGGUCACCGACGACGAGGUGGUGGUUGUCUAUGCCCCGGAUUUUCUCAAGAAUCUCUCGGACAUUAUACUCAAGAUGGAGCAGAGCGAGGAGGGGAAGAUCACCUUGAACAACUAUCUCAUCUGGCAGGCGGUGCGCACCUUGACCAGCUGCCUGUCUAAACCUUUCAGGGAUGCCUACAAGGGUGUCCGGAAGGCCCUUAUGGGCUCGGAUGGUGGCGAGGAGAUCUGGCGGUACUGCGUCUCCGACACAAACAAUGUGGUUGGCUUUGCCGUCGGUGCCAUCUUUGUGCGUCAGGCUUUCCAUGGCGAGUCCAAGCCGGCGGCAGAGCAGAUGAUUGGCGAGAUACGUGAGGCCUUCAAGCUGAACCUGCAGAAUCUCACCUGGGUGGACAAGCAGACGCGCGAGAAGGCCAUCGAGAAGGCCAACGAAAUAUCGGAUAUGAUUGGCUUCCCGGACUAUAUACUGGAUCCCGUGGAGCUGGACCGCAAGUAUGCCGAGCUGAACAUCACGCCGAAUGCCUACUUCGAGAACAAUAUCCAGGUGGCCAUUUAUAAUCUGAAGAGCAACCUGAAGCGCCUCGAUCAGCCGGUGAACAAGACCAACUGGGGCAUGACCCCGCAGACGGUGAAUGCUUAUUAUACGCCGACCAAGAAUCAAAUUGUUUUUCCCGCCGGCAUCCUGCAGACGCCCUUCUUUGAUAUCAACAAUCCCAAGAGCCUUAAUUUCGGGGCCAUGGGCGUGGUGAUGGGUCACGAGCUGACCCAUGCCUUCGACGACCAGGGGCGGGAGUACGACAAGUAUGGUAACAUCAAUCGCUGGUGGGAUGCCAAGAGCAUUGAGCGCUUCAACGAGAAGUCCGAGUGCAUUGCCCGCCAGUACAGUGGCUACAAGAUGAACGGACGGACGCUCAAUGGCAAGCAGACGCUGGGUGAAAAUAUUGCCGACAAUGGCGGUCUUAAGGCGGCCUAUCAUGCCUACCAGCGCACCAAGAGCGAGAAGGAGGCGGAUGUCCUUAGGCUGCCGGGCCUGAACCUCACCCACUCGCAGCUCUUCUUUGUGUCCUUUGCACAGGUCUGGUGCUCCAGCACCACGGAAGAGACCAACCUUCUGCAGAUGGAGAAGGAUCCUCAUUCGCCUUCCCAGUUCCGGGUGAUCGGCACCUUGUCAAACAUGAAGGAGUUCGCCGAGGUCUUCCAGUGCAAGCCCGGCAAGCGCAUGAAUCCCACCGACAAGUGCGAGGUGUGGUAAGGGAAGUGGCCCUGUUCCGAUCUCAGAGUUAGCCAAAAAAGCCAAAGCUAAGAAAGGGGCUGGUUACAGGGACGCAGAGACUCUAAGUGCUGUUCCUGCAUCCGGAAUUCUAAGGCUACAGUUGUCCUAUAUUUUUUUUUAUUAUUAUUUAUUUUUUACUACAAUUAUAUUUGUUUUUUUUUUUUUUUUUUAUUGCCGUCAGUCAUUGUGCCUAUGAAAAUGAUCGAAUCUGACGAUAAAUUUAAAAAUCCAGGCAUGGAUUCUGGGAGAGAGUCGUCCCCUGAGAACCAUGAACUACAUAUUAAAAUGUGAACUGUGUGUGGGGGCGGGUCAUAUACAUAUAUAUAGAUAACGAUAAAUGAUAAAUGAUAAAUGAUAACGAUAACUGUAACUUAGCUAUUUGUAGAACUAUUAAUGUAUAUUGUAUUAUAAAGAUACAAAGUAAUGCAAAGAUUUGUGGCUCGUGGACCCAAGGCCAAAUUAAUGUGAUGUUUAGUCAGUGCUUUUAUUUAGUUUUUAUUUUAUAUUCCAAAAGAAACCAAGAAAAGAGUUUUUCAUAUAUUUUUCUCUGAAUAAAAUUAAUAAAAGUAAAUUAGGAUUUACUAGAUAUUUGAAAUCUCUUUAAAAACUGUCUAAAAGUAUGAUAUAAAUUUUUUUAAAUCUGUUUUGCUUUUUAAUUGUUUCGAAGAGGUUUUUCUACCCAAAAUUCUGGACUUGGGCCGUAGAUUUGUGGCUGAGAGAAAGAAAAACACACAUACAUUAACUAGUGAGUGUGAAAGCGAGAGAGAUGGCAAUACUAAGAGGGUUUUCCUUGUUUUCCAAUUAUUUUUUUAUAUAUAAAAUAAUAUGUUUUACCCUUAGUUACAUUUACCUUUAGUUAGCAGCUGCAGAGGGACACCAAAACCUAUACCAAUUAAAAUUACUUACUGCUCAGAUAUACUAUAUUGAGAUUAUAUAGCCAAAGAGAGACACACACACACAUAUCAGACUUCGAUGAUGUGACACCAAAUCCGAGCAUUUUGUGAUAGGAAAUAGUUAAUGCCACCUUCGAGCCAAAAUAAAUCCAAAGUUAGUCAGUCAAAGCACAAAAGAAAUCUCCCCUAAGAAACAUUUUUUUCUUGGAGAUCUUUCGGUUCCUUAAAACUCUCAUCAUGGAGGAGCCUCAUAAUUGUUCAGUUUUCGGUUGGGGUCUGGUACUCGUACUAUGCAUUUAAGUUCCCGGUUCCACUCACUCGAGAGCAGAUGAUUUUUGUAUUCUAUAUAUUGUACUAUAUAUAUAAACGAUACACAAACGAGAUAAUACACAUAAAACAUUAUACAAAAAAUAAGAAAAAACUACAAUAUACGGUAAACUGAGUGUUUAAAUGCAAGUUAUUUUUAUUGUCUAUGAAUAGAGCGUGCAUGUAUACAUUUGAAAAAGUGAAAAUAAAAUCAAUAACUGUGACUACGA